Molecule: messenger RNA, 174 nt
Organism: Funneliformis mosseae
Lineage: Eukaryota; Fungi; Glomeromycota; Glomeromycetes; Glomerales; Glomeraceae
Source: the annotation of a GenBank genome assembly
AUGACCAAAUUUCUUAAAGAAAAGAAAGAGGAAAUCCAUUGGGAUAAGCUCCCUUCAGAUGAACGUUUAGGCACCCCAAUUUCCGGAGCACAGAAAAUGAAAUCUCAAUCGCUCAACUUUCAUUCGAACCCAAGAUGUGAUGGUGCCUUGAUGGGUAUUACACAAUGCGGUUAG